CGUCUUCUACAAAAGUUAUUCCGCGACCUAUCGACUCACGGAGUGAGGAUACUAAUAUGCAUGAAGAAACGAUUAUUCCUGAUCCCUCACCUGAAAUAGAACAUAGCGCUAUAAAAUCGGAGAUUCGAUGCUCUGCAUCACCCUCUACAACCUCUUUACCACAAGAUGAUACAUCUAAACAAAUGUCAGAAAACGCAUCUGAUAUAUCUGGUAUCGCUCCAAAUUCCGGCACAUCCUCAGCUAUUCAAGACCUAUCAUACGGUAGUACAGAAACCAUUCUCUCAAAAAACGAUCAAGAUGGAAAUUUAUGUGAUAUGAAAACCGUUCCCUCGGGGAACGAUCGAGAU
This is a messenger RNA of Acaulospora morrowiae, 347 nucleotides long. The record is from the annotation of a GenBank genome assembly. Lineage: Eukaryota; Fungi; Glomeromycota; Glomeromycetes; Diversisporales; Acaulosporaceae.